UCACCUGUUAUCGUUAUCAUGUGAACGGGUGGCCCGGUGCCUUCAUCAGGGAUGUGUGUGCGACCAGCGGGAGUGUAGAAGAAGCAUUCUUGACGCGCGUGCGUGCGUGCGUGUGUGUGUGUGUGUCUGUUCUUCGUUUUUGCCAAGAGAAUCAGCGCCUUGGGACAAUACGACGGGAAAAGAAGCAACACACACAGACUCACUCUCAAUCAUGCUGAAGUCUAUCUUUUUAGUGGCCGUUGUGCUGACCGGCGGCGUAACAGCAACGGAUGGCAUCACGGAGCAGGACCAGAUCUACAUCGUCUCCGGCGUGUUAGGGGGGGUGUGUCUCCUUCUCACCAUCGCGGCCAUUUAUAACGCCAUGACCAUUAUCAAGCUGCAGACGAAGCUGACGGUGCUGCAGGCGACCAACGCGGCCUCCAGCAAGACCAUCGCGGAGGCGCCCAGGACGCAGCAACCAAUGCCGAGAGGGGAGGACCUGAACAGAUUCCAGCAGGAGGAGCCCCUCCGAGCCGGGCCCCUAAGGGACAGCUACCCCAUGAACAGGCCCGUCCCUCCACCGCGGCCGCAGCGUGUGGGACCCUCUGCGAGAGAUAACUACUACUGAGAUGCUCCUGCUGCCCUGUCUCUACGUCCCACAAGAGGUGCUGUGAUGAAGUCAGCCCGCCGCUCACAGAGAUGCCAACACAUCCGCUGACCAAGGCAAUGCAGAAAGAGUUACAACUCACGUCAUGGAUUAAAUUAGUAUGAUUACGUAGUGAUUGAAAAUGAAGCCAUCAGUAAGGGAAUUUGUUAAAUGAUGACACCAUUAAGGUGAUAUCGAAGAACGGGCUUCAGGGAUAAGCACAGCCCGUGUGAGCUGCAUUCUGAUAACUAGUGAAUGCCUCCUGCCACAGGUGGUCAGACAACACUGUCAACAGCCACCUCUUGUCGGAUACAUUGCAUGAGCAGAUUUGGAACGAUAACACUCCCAGCUCUUUUUCAUUUGCCAUUAGUUGUGAAGUUAUGUGUGUAGAAGAUUCACCACGAUAACGUACUAGACACAGUAAAAAAGAAGAAAAUAUGUCACUUUGUAUGAUCAGUAUAAUUCUCUCUAGAAUUACAAGACACACCUUAUACAAAUACACCUAUUCUUUGUACACAAUGCAAACUCAAAAUCUUAAUAAACAAAAUAUGGUAAGACUUUGGGACUGACUUUCUCAAAUAAAAGUUGUGAUAUAUAUAACACAUUUGCUUACUUUUCUAAUACAGUUCUACAUAGGUUACUUGUAUGUACAAAGCUAACUUUUAUAAACUUAUUUUGUGUUUAAGGAUCUUUCACAGAGCAAGCUCUGUCGGUAAUUCAUAAGUUAGGAUAUUAAGAUAUGAAUUUUUCAGAUAUAUCAACUAUGAUACAUGCACUGUAUGUUAAUACAAAUAUUGAUUAACAGUUCUUACAAAAGUGUGAUUUUUACCUAGUGCUCUCCAUUGUUUUUCUACGCAUUUGAUGGACAGGUCAGUGGUUUGCAGAUGUUAGUGGCAAAGUCUCAGUUUGUACCUAAGUAAACGUGUGGCCAGAAGGUGAAAGGAAUGGUCUGGUUUCCAGGCGGCUGGAACCGGUGACGCAGCGGUACAAGAUCACCAAACCAGUCAAUGACAUGGUCCAAAGCUUUGCUGAAUGGACCACACUGGGAGGCUAAUUGAUCACCAGUACUCCAGGAGAACUCGGGCACACAUUGCUUCCUCCUCGUGUUCUGUGUGUAUGUGUGUGUGUGUGUGUGUGUGUGUGUGUGUCCUCGAUAGCAUACGCCAACAGCUAUCAGUGUCCGGGUGUCCUCAUGUUCUCUGUGCUGGAAACGGUAAAGUGGCUACCAUUCUCGUCACAGAUAGAUAUGCUUCUUGUGGAAUAAAGCUCAACGUUCUAGUGUUAAACAAAAAAUUACAGUAUGAAGUAAUAUUCGAUGGAGUAUGUAGAGAUCUUAAACCUCAAUGAACUUUAUAAUACGAGAUCUACGAAGUGCUAUAUUUCGCCAAAUUUUCAAGAUGGCCACCGUUAUGCAUCAACAUCCCUCGUCUGCAAACUUCUUUCCUGGCUUACUGUAAGUUGAUUAAUGACUAAAAUAAAGAUUUAAAAAUAAAGAUCGUGAAAAUGG
Scylla paramamosain (green mud crab) is the source of this 2132-nucleotide messenger RNA. RefSeq lists its product as uncharacterized. The transcript has 6 exons. The record is from RefSeq and is a predicted model, not a curated record. The coding region runs from base 212 to 607 and encodes 131 amino acids. Lineage: Eukaryota; Metazoa; Arthropoda; Malacostraca; Decapoda; Portunidae.